Messenger RNA from Racocetra persica, 341 nucleotides. The record is from the annotation of a GenBank genome assembly. Lineage: Eukaryota; Fungi; Glomeromycota; Glomeromycetes; Diversisporales; Gigasporaceae.
GUCCAGCGACGAAAGACGACGAAGACUCCAAAAACAACGAUGAUAGCUCCAGUGACGACAGCGAAAAAAAAAGAAACAAAAGGAAACAAAAAUCGAAAAAAAAGACUCCAAACAAAAGCCUAAACGAAAGCCCAAGCGAAAGUCCAAGAGAAGUCCAAGAAAAAGUCCAAGGAAGUCCAAGCGAAAAUCCAAGGAAGUCUAAGCAAAAGUCUGAAAGAAAGUCCAAGAAAAUCCAAAUGAAAAUCCAAGCGAAAGUUCAAAUGAAAAUUCAAGAUAAAGUCCAAAGAAAAGUCAAGAAAAGUUCAAAUGAAAGUCAAGCAAAAGUUCAAGAAAAUGUCUAG